AUGCCCCCCGAUCUGGAGCCUCAGGGGUUGUUGCUCGCUGGGUGCAAUGCCUUCCGUGCACCGCCUGGGUGGCGCCUCCUACCCGCCCUGCAGUACGUUCGGGCAGACAGCCCCCUCCGGGAUGGGGAUGUUCUUGAGCUGGACCCGACUGCCGAUACGGUUUGGGACCCUACCGGACCGCCCCUGCAUAGCCUUGCGGGUCCGGCCACGGGCCCAGUUGCGCGCCCACGUUGGGGGCCCUCGCCUUCUGUUGCUGCGGCCAUUUAUGGUCGCUGGGCCUGGCUCGCUGUUCUUGCCGUCAGAUGGCCCCGGCUUUUCGCCCUUGCUUGCUUGGUUGGUGCCGGACAGGGCAUGGUUCCCGCUCCAGAUUUGCCGGAGCAGCCCAUACGUGUGGGUUUCUUCCCGUGGCGGGCCCCAGCCGCAGAGGCCGAUCUGGUGGAUCUCACCAACCGCACAGAGAUUGAUAUUGUCCUCCUUAGUCCCUUCACAGGUCCUCAAGAGGCUGGGCGACUGCCCACUGCCUCGACUACAGGAGAGCUCAAUGCUCUGACACGCUCCUGCGACCCAAAUUGGGGUGCUGAAAUUGCACCUGUGUGGCCGACAGCUGCCAUACCGGCCCUACUGGUUGUUCCCCGGCCCCCGACACCUGACCUUGUCUGCUUAGCGGUCUCCUCUUUAGAUCGGCACUUCUCCAUCCUAGUGCCUUGCACUACUUCUGUGUCCUGGCUGAGCGCGGCUCUCCGCUUCUUACAGCCCAUGCAAACUCUCUCUGUUCGAGCACCCAGCUCUCUCACAGCCGAUGCCACAUCUGAUCAAGCAGUGCGCUGGCGCUCUGGUGACCUGGUUGUUGCACUCCCUCCUGCGGCUUUUGUGCCCGAAUACCAACCUCCGUGCUUUCACUCUGACGCUCAAGUGCGGCAUUGCGCCAUCUGGGCUGUUGACUUUUCGGUCUCCACACGCGUCAGUUUCAUACUUUGGCGGCCCGCUGUUCGAGCCAUCCGGGGACACGCGCCGGCAGGCAGCCGCUGGCGCGCUCUUGACUAUACUUUUGACGGUGACUUUGGCCUCCAUUAUCCUGGGCGUUGGGUUCCUGUUCCCUGGAUUGCCCAGGAUCACGCCCACUUGGUUUUGCUGCCGGAGGACCCCUCGCGGGUCAAUGUCAUUGUGGAAGCAGACGGCCAUUGCUGGUGUGCCCUUGUCACAGCCGUUACCGACGCCUGGCAACUCUGGACUGAGCUCCCAUCUAUUUCCACUCAGCCGCGUGUCCUUGGUGUUCCACACCAGGAACUGCGCCAAGGGACGACCCUUCGCAGCGGCGAUGUUGUUUCCGGCUGUCCAGGGCACCCCCCCUCAUGUUGGCUUACCUGCUCUCUGGGGCUUGCGGCGUGGUGGGCACUCGGCCUUGCCUCCUCGGCCCCGGGCUACCUUCUCCUGCUUGCAUGGCUGAUCGCUCUUCCCCCGGUGUCGGGGGCGCGUCUUCCCCAUGAGAGCGACAGCCGACAGUGGUCUCUGGCAGCGCCAAGCUGCGACGGAUCAGCUGCCGAGCCGCCUGGCUUUCGCCACCGCCUCUGGGACCCUGCUAGGGGCCUCCUUGGGCCUUUUCCGGGGCCAUCUUUGUUUGCCCCAUCUGCUCUGCAGGAGGCUGCCCCAGCUUGGUCCGAUUUCACCAGAGUUCGUCCACCUCAGGACCACCGGUUCAUUGACUGGGUCCCGGUACCUUCGGCUCCGCUGUUUGCCACUGUUCUGAUCCAGUGCCCGCCUGCCACUAGGGCUGCACUCCUGCCCGCUACAUGUGCUGUGGCUGAUCUUGCACGAGCCAGCAGACGCUCUGUUCCUGACCUGUCAUACGUCUUGGCUCCCCCAGAAGCUUGGUGCGGUACUGCUACGACCUGUAACCCCACCUUAUUCCUCAGGUCUGGUGAUGUCCUGACUCUGGCCAGCGCCACGUGGGCCCCGCGCCUCCGCUCGCCUGUCGGGCGGUUCUGGGAAACUCUUCUCCAGGCACGUCAGCUGGCCUUUUGGGGCAGCCCCUUUCGCAUCAGGCAGCCUGGACUUCUCUUUGCAUGGACCCCGGGAGAUCCAGUCCCGCUUACUGUCCCCGCCACCAGUGAUGAACAGUGGGAUCCUGAGCAUUGUACUUUCCGCCCUUCUCUGGUCCGGUUUAGUGUCGGCCGCUGGAUUUCAGCAGCCCCGUUCGCGUUGUGCCUCGCCAUGGCGCUGAUGGACUUCUGCGGGAUGGUGACAGCGGCUCCCCUCUGGGCAGCGCUGCUUCCGUUGCUUGCCAGCUUGGUCGUUCGUGGGCGCCUGGGUCGGCACUGGUUCUUCCUUCUCAGUGCUUGGGUACUUCUGACUGGGCUGUUUCCGGGUAAGAUGGACCUUGGUUUUCUGCCGGUCCCCAAUGAAGUCCUUGCUCGGACUCGAGGUCCAUCGCCCAACGGAUUGGAUUUCGGGCUGCUUUCCCGCACCAGUUGCUAUCUUCGCGCAUGGGGGGCGCCAGAUUGGCACAGCCCGGAUGGAAUCUCCUGGGCGGCAGAUAUCCAUCAUGAGUGUGCCGCACAAGCCUCCUUGCACCAGCUUUGGUGGGCGCACGACCUAUUCCCGAACCUCCCGGCAUCCGCUCCAGCGCCUUGUCGCCAGGCUUUCUCUAGCUUCCCACUAUGGUCUGGCGGUGUGCCCGAUCAGGUUCUCAUCGCCACUGAUGGGAGCGGUGAGCGUGGAGGAGCAUGGGCCUUCUGCGUCUGGGUUUGGUGGCGUCACAAGUGGUACCGGGUUGGUUGGUUCGGUGCCGCGGGGGCCGAUACCCCUUGGAUCUCUGGCACUGCGGCCCCCGGGAGUGGUGUUUCCUUUCAAGCCGAGCUUUGGGCCCUGCAAGCCGCGGGCCUCUGGCUCCUUGCUUGGGCCGACCGCCUCUCCCUUCUUACGUCGGCAGCGCCUGCCAAGGUCACCAUUGCGGUUGACAAUGCCUCUGCGCUUCAGAUCGCGGCUGGGCAAGCGCAGGUCGGCAUUCUUCCCAAUACGAUCGCCGACUUUCUCGCCGGCUCCAGCGCUCUCCCACCGAGGGUUUUGGUCUCCUCGCCCCUGCCUCCUUCUCGGACCUUCAAGACGGCCUGGUCCUGGGAGCAUACUGGUGGCACCCGCAAGCGUCUGGAUCACGUCCUGCUCCAGGCUGGCCCCUGGUCAUGCCGUCGCACCCGACAGCUACCUGAGCUGGACAUUCUCAACAGUCGUCGGGAUCAUAUGCCUCUUCUGGUCGAGUGCGACCUCCGGGGCCAGGCCACCCGGCUCAAGGCGCCGGCCCCACCCCGCGCCACUGUGCACCAGGCACGAGCCAUCGCUGCUGAUCUCUGGGGAGCUCUCCCGUCCACUCUCAGGCACAUUGACAGCGUGGGUGCCGAAGUGCAGGCUCUUAAAACCCAGCACUCCUGUUUGCUUCGGGCCCUUCCUCGCCCUCCACGCCGCCCCAUCCGCCAGCCUUACAUCACAGCGGCCUCUGUCACCGCACUCGAUCGAGUUCGGCAGGCGCGAGAACAGCUCCCCCGGCUGCGAACCAAUUUAGAGUGGCAGCAGCGCCGUUUUCUCUUGCAAGUCUGGCGACUGGGUUGCACCCACCGACGCCCCGACGCUGUACCCUCGCGCCCUGACCCGACUGGCCUGCAGCAUGCCCGCCUUCUUCUCCAGGCCUGUAACUUGCAUGUACGGGGUCUUCAGCAGAAGGCCCACUAUCUGGCGAGGUCCGACAAGUUGGCUCAUUUCCGCACACUCACUCUGGAGGCGACCAAACACUGGGAAGCCACCGGAGUCCCUUUGGAAUCCAUCCGGCAUCUCCGCUGGGCCUCACGCAAGGCACACGAGCGUCGGUCUGUUCACGCAGCCGGUGGAUUCGACAUUGAUAGUGAGUUGGAGGCCCAGUUCCGAGACCAGGAGGGGGCCAGUCUAGUCAGUCCAGCGCAGCUCUCCAGCGCCGCUGAGCGAUGGAUGCAUGGACCUCGCCUCCCGUGUGCCGAGGCGGUCCCCACCCUCUUGCAGAUGGAACAAAUGUGUGUGCGACAGGCGGCCGCAAAGGCCCCAGGACCAGACGGUCUGCGGAAUGAGCUGUGGCGGACGCAGGGAGCCUCAGCAGGGCAGUGGCUCUGGCCCCUGUGCGUGCGCAUCGCUCUCCAAGGGAGGGAGCCUUUUGAUUUUAAGGCGGCCAUUGUAUGCGCCCUCUACAAGAAGGGCCGAACGGCAUUGCGAAGCUAUGGCAUUCGAUUUGCGCUGGCUGCCUUCCGUUGUGCCUGGGACCUUUCCAUCUCGGCUGGCCGAUGUGUUGCCGUGGUCUUUGUCGAUAUCCAGGCCGCGUAUUAUGAGGCAAGCCGGGAUCUCCUCUUUGAAGGCUUCCCUGAUGACGCUGCCCUGCCAGAGCACCACCACCUUGCUGGGCUGGUUCUCAGUCUUCAACAGCAAGGGGCCCUUGCUGCCUUGGGCGUUGCGGAGGACGUUGUUGCACUCCUUCGCGACUGUGUAGCCCUCUCCCACUGGUCACUCUCUGGCUCUUCCAACAUUUUCCUUGCGUCACGGGGGUCUCGUCCAGGCGACGGCCUCGCUGACAUCCUUUUUGGAGCCCUUUUCGCUGUUGGCCUUCAGCAUAUCCAGCGCGCCGCCACCCGUCAGGGUAUUGUACACACUAGCGCCGGCGCUGAAGUUGGCCUCUCCCCAGGGAUCAAGCCCAUCGGUUGGGCUGACGACCUUGCGGUUAUGGCUGAUUUUGACCGACCAGCUGAUCUUCUUGCGCAACUGCCUGCGCUGGUCGGCAUUAUCCUUGACACUCUCCGACUCCUCCGAUUUCGUGUUAAUUUGGGUGCGGGUAAAACUGAGGCCCUUGUUGACAUCCGGGGGGAGGGUGCUCGAGCGGCCCGCGGUGCUCUUCUCACUGGCGACGCCAUGUUGAAGAUCUCUGAUUCUGACAGCAUCAAGUUGUGUCCCGAGUACAAGUAUCUGGGUGUGGCUCAGCUGCCUCGGGAUACGGGCCGCCGCGACUGCGAGCUUGCUGCCCAACGAGGCUCCGCUGCGGCCUCCCUUGCUCGCACUCUCCUCUGCAGCAAUUGUUUGCCCUGGGAACUCAAACGGGCCUGGGUCGCGGGACGAGUCCUGCCCUCAGCGUACUCCUCCCUUGCUCUGUCUCUGGCUGACUCCGGCCGCGCAACGGCCCCUCUUGCGGGUCUUUUUGAACGCACGGCCAGGAUCCUGUUGUCCUCAUGGCAGGUUGGGCACAAGCUCACCACCCCACUGCUUCGGCUCCUCGCUGACAUAACCCCUCCUGACCUGGCUACCACCAUCAGUCAGUGUCGCCUGUGCGUCCAGCUUUUCUGCAAGGCACCCACGGCAGUGCGUGACAUCGUCGACGCGGCGUGGAAUAGGGCCCUCCCUUGGUGCCAGGCCCUCGUCGCGGCAUGUAUGAGGGUUGGCGUUGCGCUUGCGGUUUGGGAUCCUACUUCCCCCCCCGCCGUCACGGCUUUGUUCGUCCAAGACCACAGCCGUGCUCUUCUUCGUGCCUGCAAGGCACUCAGCAAGUUCGGUCAUCGGUACAUUGCCUGUGCUCAGCUUUGGGAAGACCUCUCUACCCGCAGGGUCACCCAAAUCUUAGGUCCCCCCCAGGCUCAUCGAUGCCCUGUGUGCAGCAUCAUCUUCCCGAGCCUGCACGCGGUCCGAGCCCACCUGCAUCGCAAACAUGGUGUGCUGUCCGACGUGACGGCAUACAUGGCCGGCUCUGUCUGCCUCUGGUGCAUGCAGGACUUCCACUCUUCUGACCGGUUGAAAUACCAUCUGCAAUCCCACCGGGCCUGCUUGCACGGACUGCGGGUGACGGUGGGGCCUGUCUACCAAUAUGGGUCGGGCACUAAACGCAAGGGUAGAACGGCCCAUAGGGGUGUUCCCCCACAACGCCUAUGUGGGCCCUGCAAUGCCACGCCAGCACAGCGCCGUGCCGCGGAUUUGGGUCUGCCUGCUGAUGAGGAGGAGCUGCAACAGGAGUGGGAUGCUGUGCAGCGCUCGCCGGCCCUCUCCGACCUCGUCCCCGGCAACUUGCAACGGGCCGCUGCGGGGUCCUCCCUCGCUGCACCAACCCCUGCCGAACUUGGGCUCUCCCUCGCUACGGCCCCAGUCUCGGGGCCUUCCCUCUCCUGCAUCACCCCACCUCUUCCAUCUGUGGGCCCUCAACCUCCUUGGUUCUCAUUCGUUGAUGGGGCUGCCUCAGGCCAGGAUUGGGCUCUGCCUACGCCCUGGGUGGGGUCUUUCGUCUUCCCCCAUGCCGCCUUGAUCUCCUUCCGUAUGACCUGUAAGGUCGUUUUACGGAUGGGCGCCCUUUGGAUUCCCGGGCGCCCCAGUCAACAGGGCCUUGUCCUCUUGCGGCGAUUGCUUCCUUCCGCAGUCUUCCUGGACUUCUGGUCCCCUGCUGGUCCUGUGUUUCUGGCUGCGAGCUCUGCUUUCCUGGCCUCGUCUGCUCGCGCUGUCAUCGCCGGCUCUGCUCUUUCGGCCCCGUCCUCGCUCUCCGUGCGGGCUUUCUGGGCCUAUCCGGCGGCUUGA
Messenger RNA from Symbiodinium sp. CCMP2592, 6561 nucleotides. Lineage: Eukaryota; Dinophyceae; Suessiales; Symbiodiniaceae. The record is from the annotation of a GenBank genome assembly.